Telopea speciosissima is the source of this 1247-nucleotide messenger RNA. RefSeq lists its product as uncharacterized. Lineage: Eukaryota; Viridiplantae; Streptophyta; Magnoliopsida; Proteales; Proteaceae. The transcript has 6 exons. The record is from RefSeq and is a predicted model, not a curated record. The coding region runs from base 34 to 1071 and encodes 345 amino acids.
ACUCUCAGGCUCUCUGCUCCUUUCCCUGGAAAUAUGUCACCCAAUUCCAACCUCCUCAUCUCCUGCAACUUCUCUCCUAUUCCUUCCGUACUUGUGACCCCAACUCGUAGAAUUCAACCACUAUACUCUCCCAGAGCCCAAAAUUUUAACUUGGAAGGCGGGAUUCUUACAGCUAUAAACCGUAGAGUUUCUCUCACUGCCUACAAUCUUUUGCCUGCAUUUUCCCUGUAUAGGAGAAAGGGUAUUCUCCAUAUCUCUCGGAGCACCUCUGAGAGUCAAAACCCAAAAGACCCACUUUUGAAAGAAGAAUCUGCUGUUGGAGAUAAGUUUGGUGGUGGAAAUGGUGGGGAUUCGGAGGACUGGACGACGUCGGUUCUGCUGUUUGGCUUUUGGGCUGCUCUCAUGUACUAUGUUUUCAUGCUCACACCUAACCAGACUCCGUCUAUGGACAUGUAUUUCUUGCAAAAGCUUCUGAAUUUGAAGGGAGAUGAUGGCUUCAUAAUGAAUGAAGUGCUUGUGUCCCUGUGGUACAUUAUGGGUUUGUGGCCGUUGUUGUAUAGCAUGCUUCUGCUUCCAAGUGGCAGAAGCUCAAGACGCAAAAUUCCUGCAUGGCCGUUCUUAGUGUUUUCAUUCUUUGGUGGUGCAUAUGCUCUUAUCCCUUAUUUUGUUAUUUGGAGACCACCCCCGCCACCAGUUGAAGAAGCUGAACUUGGGAGAUGGCCUCUGAACUUUCUGGAUUCAAAAAUAGCUGCAGGGAUAUUGUUUGCUGCAGGAUUGGGUAUAAUUGCUUAUGCAGGUCUCGCAAGUGGGGAUGUGUGGAAGGAAUUUUACCAGUACUUCAGAGAGAGCAAAUUUAUCCAUGUCACAUGCCUUGAUUUUGCUCUAUUGUCAACAUUUGCUCCUUUUUGGGUCUACAAUGAUAUGACCACUCGGAAUUGGUCUGAUAAAGGUUCUUGGCUUCUGCCUGUAUCACUGGUUCCAUUCUUGGGUCCUGCCUUAUAUGUAAUAUUACGACCAUCACUUUCGGAUGCACCAAUAUCCCUCACUUCAACCACAACUGAGCAGGACUGAAUACCCAAUGGCUUCUCUCUACUUUCUUGGGCUAAAGGCAUUGAGAGGGACUAAUACCAAUUGGCUGCUCUUCACUUCUUUUGGGCUUCAAGCACUGAGCAGGACAAAUACCAAAUGGUAUCUCUUUGUAUUGUUUGGGCUUCAUGCAUUUGGAUCUUCUGUUUUGAUGAUCAAAU